Molecule: messenger RNA, 474 nt
Organism: Trichoderma gamsii
Lineage: Eukaryota; Fungi; Ascomycota; Sordariomycetes; Hypocreales; Hypocreaceae
Exons: 1
Coding region: 1-474 (157 amino acids)
Source: RefSeq, a predicted model, not a curated record
AUGUCCAUGGACUUUGCCCGUGCCGCUCUGGCUGAGCGCCGACCUUCCUUCUUCCUCUCGCUGGCACCCACUACUUCUUCUUCCUACCCACAACCCGACAGACGGCCUUCAGUCACCGAGAGCCAACCCAGACCCCGACGGGCCUCCAUCAGCUCCCCAACCGGCCUCCGAGUCCUGAAGCUCAGCCCCGUCUACUACGGCGAGCACAUUGGCCAGAACAAGGACGACUUCUACGACGUCACCGCCGCUCCAGAGAUGGCUCCCUCAUCCUUCCUCUCACUCGCGCCGGCCACCUCUUCCUCCUAUCCUCAGAUGCCCUCCAGCCGCUCUGCUGAAAUCCCCGAGAGGCGACGCUCCUCGUCCAGCUUGAGCUCCACAACCGGCUUCAGGGUGCUGAAGCUGGGACCCGUCUACUGGGGUGAGCACGAUGGUGACCACAAGGAUGACUUUCACGAUGUUCCCUCUUCUCCUUGA